GCUCCAGCGGCCAAUCCUGCCCUGUACGCCGUAAUUAUGGAUCGAAGGCGGAUAUCCCUCGGGUUCUGGGCUUUGGCCACCGUUCUCAGCUUUGCACCCGGCGCGCGGCGCCCCGCGUCGCCUAGACGAAGAGUUAGCGCAGCCCUGCGCGUAUCCACCGGCGACGCGGCCCCCGGCGGCUCGGACGCCAUCUACGCCGGCCUCCGGGCCCGCUGCGAACAGCUCCAAGCCGCGGCGGCCCGGGAACUGACGGACCUCGCGGACCUGCGCCACGCGUGGGUCGUCCUUUUUAGGGGGGACGAGACGGGCGAUGGGAUCCACUCGCUGUCGAGCGAGGGCCGGGAAAUAGUCUUAGCGUUUGAGGCCGGCGCGGAGGCGCAGCGCUUCGCCCUCGUCUUAAAGGCCCAGGGGUUCUACGAGCCGACGCCCCGCAAAAUGGACGUCCGCGACCUCGAGGCUUUUUGUGCCUCUGAUGAACGUAUAUCAUUAUUACGCGUGCCCGAGGGCACGGCGCUGGUGCCGCCGGAAGAUAGGGUGGAUGACGUCGAGUUUUCGCCUCGCGGCGCGCCGUCGGCCGAGUCGACAGAGGAGCUUGAUGAAGCGUCGCGGUCCCUCGACGAGGCGCGCGCGCGCUUGGAAUUGCUGUUCCAGUAG
Messenger RNA from Pelagomonas calceolata, 654 nucleotides. The record is from the annotation of a GenBank genome assembly. NCBI's taxonomy places the organism in Eukaryota, Pelagophyceae, Pelagomonadales, Pelagomonadaceae.